This is a messenger RNA of Adineta ricciae, 960 nucleotides long. Lineage: Eukaryota; Metazoa; Rotifera; Eurotatoria; Adinetida; Adinetidae. The record is from the annotation of a GenBank genome assembly.
AUGGAAGAGGUAAGAAGUAAUCCUUCAUCAAAACAUAAUUCAACAUCGAUCGAUGGCAAGCAAAUCAUUUGGACGUCGGCGAGUCGAUUUAGUACACAUAUGAAAAGUGAACCAUUGAAGAGAAGAGAACAAUUAAAACAACCACCUCGCUUGAGACAAAAUCAACAUAUGAAUGAUUGUUUAUCUGAUCAAUCCACUGGCCCAUGUAAUAUUGAUAUGAAUGACAGUAAAAAUGAUGUGUUAUCUUUGAAAUCAUCGAUGGGAUAUAAUUCAAUCGAACGACGUGAGAAAAAGCAAGUUGGCAUUGUCAAGCCACUAUUAACUGUAGAAAAAGAAAAUAACCUAUGGAAUUGCUCGGAACUCGAACGACUUCAACGACGUUUCUCGGAAUUAAUCGACGGGAAAGUAUCGGACGAGAAAGCAUUGCCAAUAAAUAAGAGUGCGGUUAUCGAACGUCUUGAAUCUCUCUACUCAUCGAUUGGCUCACACGUUUAUGUUGCUCCGUGUUUAGUUCGUUUAUUCGUUUUAACUGACUUUCAAGUUUGUUCACUAGAACAAUGGAGAUUGAUUCAUCGCGGUUAUCCACUUUGGUUAUACAAUACUGGGUUGAAUCCUCGUCGAUCAGCUGAACUACGUUUAAUAAUUGUCGAUGAAAAAACCGGGUUUAUUCUCUGGUCUGAUCGUAUUACAUCAAUAUCGAAUAUGAUUCAGCCAACAAAUUUGACACUUUCAUUUCGUCAUUCACUGAAUAAUUCGUCGAUUAUGUUGCGAUUCGAACCGACAGAUGAAAAAGCUUUCACAAGAUUUUAUUCAUAUUUGAAACAAAAUCAAUUUUAUACUGAUAAAAUACUAAAAACGCACGUUUCCAAACGUCUAAUACGAAAAAGUGAUAUUUCGCCACCUUGCCAUUUCAAACAUUUGAAUCACAUCGAUGAAAAUAUCAUAGAUGUUCGUCAUUAA